AAGCCUUUGUUCCGGGUUCCGCGUGUUUGUAGAGGUGCACGCCGCAGGACGUUUAGCAGCAACAUAAUACCGCAACAUAUUACCGCAACAUAAUACCGCAACAUAUUACAGCCCGGUAACGUUUGUUGUUGGCGGAGACAUGGUGAAACUAUCUGCGGAGCUAAUUGAGCAGGCUGCCCAAUAUACCAACCCCGUGAGAGACCGGGAGCUGGAUUUACGAGGUUAUAAAAUCCCAGUGCUUGAAAAUCUCGGGGCUACUCUGGACCAGUUUGACACUAUUGACUUCUCUGAUAAUGAAAUCAGGAAACUGGACGGCUUCCCUCUGCUCAAAAGACUGAAAACACUGCUAAUGAACAACAACAAGAUUUGUCGCAUAGGUGAGAAUCUGGAGCAUUCUCUGCCAUGUUUGACAGAACUGAUUCUCACAAGCAACAACAUUCAGGAACUGGGUGACUUGGACCCCCUGGCCACAGUGAAGACUCUGACCCUUCUCAGCUUGUUAAGGAAUCCAGUGACAAACAAGAAGCAUUACAGGCUCUACGUCAUCAACAAAAUCCCACAGAUCCGCGUGCUUGAUUUCCAGAAGGUGAAACUCAAGGAGCGGCAGGAGGCGGAGAAAAUGUUCAAGGGCAAACGAGGUGCUCAACUUGCAAAGGAUAUUGCCAGACGAACAAAAACAUUCACUCCCGGGGUGGCAGCACAGCUGGAGAAGAAGAGGACGGGGCCGUCUCAAGCUGAUGUGGAAGCCAUCAAGAACGCCAUCGCUAAUGCUUCAUCGUUGGCAGAGGUGGAGCGGUUGAAGGGGAUGCUGCAGGCCGGUCAGAUCCCAGGCCGAGAUCUCAGACAAGGUCCAGCUGGGAUGGUGGAGGAGGAGGAGGAGGAAGAGGAAGAAGAAGAAGAGGAGGAAGAAGGAGAGGAAGGGGGUGCACAGAUGGAGCCACAGAUAGAUGAAGGUGCUGGAGAGGAGAUCAAUGAGGGAGAUCAGGAGGAGGACGAUGAAAACAUGGAUGUGGAGCAACAUGUGAAUGGCUCCUGAGUGCCGGGAAAGCAUUUUUGGUUUUUUUCAUGUUGUAGAUUUCUUGUGUUGGUCCUAUGUUUACUAGGACUUUUUUAUUUUGUAAAACCACAUACAAUAAACUGAUUUAUUAUA
This is a messenger RNA of Dicentrarchus labrax (European seabass), 1150 nucleotides long. RefSeq names its product small nuclear ribonucleoprotein polypeptide A' (gene snrpa1). Gene Ontology annotation, cellular component: U2 snRNP. Gene Ontology annotation, biological process: mRNA splicing, via spliceosome. The record is from RefSeq and is a predicted model, not a curated record. The coding region runs from base 140 to 1036 and encodes 298 amino acids. The transcript has 9 exons. Lineage: Eukaryota; Metazoa; Chordata; Actinopteri; Moronidae. Gene Ontology annotation, molecular function: U2 snRNA binding; protein binding.